Molecule: messenger RNA, 2496 nt
Organism: Linum trigynum
Lineage: Eukaryota; Viridiplantae; Streptophyta; Magnoliopsida; Malpighiales; Linaceae
Source: the annotation of a GenBank genome assembly
AUGACGGCUUCAGCCUGGCCGUGGACGGCGCAACGCAAAACAACACCAGAGGGCAUUAAAAGCUAUACACCUCCCCCUGGGUUGUACAAAAAGGUAUUUGACGAAGUUCCAAAGAGCAAUGCUGAAGUGGGCAUUAGAGGCUGUAGCCUUUCCCCUGGAGUGUACAAGAAGGUGCUUGACCAGAUCUCUGGGGCUGAUGGGAAAGAGAAGGGAAAAUAUUUUCAAUGGACAAGUGAAAUGGACCGAUGCCUCGUUAGAACACUUAUUAAGGAAAUUAAGAAUGGGAACAGAAAAGACGGUGUGUUUAGGGCUGUGUCUUAUCGUAUUGCCGUCGAAACCAUAAAUCAAGUGUUUGGGCUUGAUUUGGCUAGAGACAAUGUCAAAAAUAGGUUGAGAACUCUGAAGCGAUUAUAUGGAAUUUUGAAACAACUCCUUGCUAAUGAAGGAUUUGAGUGGGAUAAAGAAAAUAAGAUGGUGAUUGCUGAAGACUUGGCGUGGAAUGACUAUCUCAAGGAUCAUCCCGAUGCUAGGCAGUUUCGAGCAAAGGUAUUCGAAAAUUAUGAUGAGUUAUGCAUUAUUUUCGGGAAUGAAGAACAAGAAUUACUGGAAACUUGGAAUAUGAUUUGCAAGAGUGUGGACUCUAUAGAUAGGGCAGAGUUGGAUUCUGCCUCAACAUCAGAUUCUCAGAGUGAUGACUUUUACGAUACUCUAAGUUGGACAAAGGAUAUGGAUAAUUUCCUAGGUGAUUUUCUAGCGGAGAAAGUCAGAAAUUCUAGUAAACCUGUUAAUAUCUUAUGUCCUGAAAUAUAUGACAUUCUGGCUUCUGCAUUGAAAGAAAAGUUCGGGCUUGUAGUAACAGACGAACAUAUUAAAAAGCGAGUUACAAGUUGGAAGAAGAUGUAUGACAUGUUGAAGGAACUUCUUUCUCAUCCCGGAUUCAAAUGGGAUGCAUCAAGGACGAUAGUCAUGGCAGAUGAUUCAGCUUGGAGUGAAUAUCUCGAGAUUUGCCCAGAGGCUAGCAUUUUCCGUGCCAAAGUCAUUGACAACUACAAUCAGUUAUCUCUUAUCUUUGAUAAUGUUAGUGGGACAACAUGUGUUGUUGAUGCCUCAAAUAUAGUGGACAGUAGCAAGACGAAAGAAAAAGUGAACCAUAUGUGGACAUCUGAAAUGGACAGAUACCUCGGUACUGUCUUGAUGGAACAAAUACGAGCUGGCCAUAAAUUGGAAAACAAACUGAAGCCUGGAGCAUAUUUAGCAGCUACAUCUGCAAUGAAUAGAAGAUUUGAACUCAGGUUGACGAAGGAUAAUGUUAAAAACCGUCUUAAAAUAUGGAAGAAACACUACAACAUUUUAAUGGAGAUCCUAGAAAAUGACGACUUUGAAUGGGAUGAAGCUGCAAAGGUGGUGGUUGCAAAAAAUAACCUGGCUUGGAAUCACUAUAUCGAGAGAAACCCAGAAGCUCGCCAAUUUCGAGGCCGCGUCAUCAAUAACUACAAUGAAUUGCGUGUUAUAAUUGGCCAUGAAGAUCCUCCACCAUUUUCUGGUGAUGAAGGUGCCGGGGAUGCAUUUCAAAGUUCAAAUGACAAAGGAAGUUACUUUGUGUGGACUGAAGAGAUGGAUCGCUGCUUAAUGGAGCUGCUGUUAGAGCAAGUGCUGCUGGGAAACAAAGUCGAAAACAACUUCAAGACCGGAGUGUAUAGCCUAGCUCUAGAUGCAAUAAACAAGAAGUUUGGACUGGAGUUGACAAAGAACCAUGUCAGAAACCGCUUGAGGACAUUGAAGAAACAGUAUGGACUAGUGAAGGAACUCCUCUCUCAUGCUGGAUUUGAGUGGGAUGAUAGACUCAACAUGGUUGUGGCUAGUGACGAGCAGUGGAAUGACUAUAUCAAGGAAAACCCGGAUGCUAGGCAGCUACGUGCAAAGCCGUUCGACAACUUCAAUAUGCUACGCUGUAUCAUGGAGCCAACGCCAUGUGAUAAUAACAGGCCCGAAAAUGUUGCCAACAUUGUCUUAAAUCCAACCCCAUAUCAAGAAUAUCACGAAAUGGAACUUGGUGCAUCCCCUGUCGAAGAUUUGGAAGGAAUGAACCAUGAUGAUAACAACAACGGCACUGGUGAUGAUGAUGAUGAUAACCUACACAACUCGUCAUCAUCGACACAGUCCAGGCCACCAUCAUCCCAGAACCUGAAGAAGAGGAGACGGCGUGCCAACGCUGAUGAUGUUAUGAUCGACAUAAUGAGCGUCAUUGCUACCAAUGUGGGCAAGAUUGCUGAUGCACUGGCUGCUGAGAAGACCAACAGUGUGGACCUGGAUGAAUUGUUUGAGAUGAUCAGAGUUAUACCGGAAUUUGACGAUGACCUUGUGAUUGAUGCUUGUGAGUAUCUUUCCUGUGAUGAUAAGAAGGCUAAGAUGUUCAUGAAGCUGGAUGAUAGACUGAGAAGGAAGUGGUUGUUGAAGAGGUUACGUAGUGGUGAUGGUGGUGAAAACAGCAACUGA